AUGAUGCCCAUGGUGACAGUAGGAAGUUCGCGUAUUCAGGUAGGUGAUUCCAUGAAAUACCUGGGGGUAAUGAUUGAUGGUCUCUGGAAUUUCCGCAGUCAUUUUAAAUACGUUGAAAAUAAGGCGGUUAAAGUAAAUAGAGCGUUAAACAGAUUAAUGCCUAAUCUUAGAGGGCCUGGUGAGCGUAAGAGGAGGUUAUAUGCCACUAUUUUUACUUCAGUGGUUAUGUAUGCCGCACCGAUUUGGAGUGAAGCCUUUGCAUCAGCCUCGGACAGAGUCACUCGUCCAUUGCGCAGACUACAGCGCACCUGUGCAAUUCGGUCUGUUGCAUCGUAUAGAACGGUGUCCUUUGAUGCGGUGACCCUGUUGGCUGGAUUUCCUCUUUGGAAAUUCGAGGCAACCUUGCGGUGUCGUAUAUACAAUAGAUUCAUAGAUCUAAAGGCUAGAAAUGUGUUCACGCACCAAACGGAUGCGGAGGUUCGCAAUGGUGAGAACCUUCUACUUUUGCGACAGUGGGACGUCUACUUAGGUAGACCUGGAAUUUCGGGUCUAAAGACGGUGUCUGCGCUUCGUCCGUUCUUAGGCAGAUGGUUAAAUCGGAAUUUCGGAGAGGUCAAUUAUUACAUGUCGCAGAUGAUGACCGGACAUGGCAGUUUUGGUCAUUUCUUGUAUAGGAUAGGUAGACGCGAUACGGCGGCAUGUUAUCAUUGUUCUUCUGCUGAUGAUUCGUUGGAUCACACUAUUGCCGAGUGUUCAGCCUGGGACAUUCCAAGAUUUGAGUUUAGGCGUAAAAUGGGUUUAGGAAAUAAUGACAGCUUAACCCUGAGGGUAAUAGUUGAAAAGAUCCUUCAAAAGAAGGAGUACUGGAAUGCCUUCUCACACUUUGCCGUUGUCGUUCUUAAAGUGAAGGAGGAGGAGAGGAAGCGUGAGGGAGCCUCUUCUCCCUCGUUCCCAAUUCGAGGACCUCCAUAG
This is a messenger RNA of Camponotus floridanus (Florida carpenter ant), 972 nucleotides long. RefSeq lists its product as uncharacterized. NCBI's taxonomy places the organism in Eukaryota, Metazoa, Arthropoda, Insecta, Hymenoptera, Formicidae. The transcript has a single exon. The record is from RefSeq and is a predicted model, not a curated record. The coding region runs from base 1 to 972 and encodes 323 amino acids.